AUGCUGGAGAUGGAUGGAGCUGCACGCAGACGAUAUGCCUUCAACGUGGGCUUCCCAUGGGGGGGAAGAUCCGCCCCGGACAAGGAUUUUUUUCUUCUUCUGCUUCUUCUUCUUCUUCGUCUCGCCGCUGUGCCUAAGUUAAAAGAGAGGGAAGUCCGGAGAGACAGGAAGGGAAAAAGCAACGAAGAAGUCAACAAUAGGAAGAAGAAGAAGAAGAAGCCUGCAAAAGAGCCAGAGAGGGACCCCCUGUUCUGGGGAUGCUGGAGAGUCGAUAAGGGGAAGAAGCAAAGAGAGGGUAUGACAGAGCACGCGAGAAGGCAAAACCUGAAGAAGCAGACGAAGACGAAGACGCAGACCUUGCCUGGACCUGCAUGGACCAAGAGACAGAGACAAGAGACAUAG
Messenger RNA from Trichophyton benhamiae CBS 112371, 402 nucleotides. RefSeq lists its product as uncharacterized. The record is from RefSeq and is a predicted model, not a curated record. Lineage: Eukaryota; Fungi; Ascomycota; Eurotiomycetes; Onygenales; Arthrodermataceae. The transcript is spliced from 2 exons. The coding region runs from base 1 to 402 and encodes 133 amino acids.